AUGGGCCGCGUGCAGGCCGAGCGGCUCAUUGCCAGCGCCUACCGCAUCCCAGCGUCAAUCAGUAGUGAAAUCGGCAAAGCUGGGGACGGUAGCGCUGCUGCUGCUGCCGCCGCGUCGUCCUCAUUGCCCGCCUCCAAGCUGCGAACUCUGACGCGGCUGCCGUCGCGCGGCCUCACGUCGCUGCUCAGAUCGUCCAGCGAGUUUUACCUGCAACAGUCGGGCGUGCAGUUCUACGUGGACGACCUGGUGCGCCAGCUGCAGGACAAGCGGCCGGAUCAGCCGGCGCAGUUCAUCGCCAGCUACUUCAGCGCCGUCGUCAAGGGCACCAACGUCAAGGGCCGGGCGUUCGAGUACAUCAACGGCUGUCUGCAGAACCGCGCCGCGUUCCUCUCACAGCUGCAGCGCAGCUACGCCAGGACAGAUCAAAACACGCUGCUGUCGGUUGGCGACUUCACCGAAAUGCUUUGGUGUCAGUGCAGGGACCUGCCUCCGCAAUUGGUAAAACAAGCGACUUGCCACUUACCUGAAGGCGAAGACGGACAGCGCCGCGCGUCAUUGCGGACACUGCUGGCGGCGUUCAGCGCGUGCUUCUUUUACAAUGUUCUUAAACAAAACGUACGAUAUAUACAACGACAUGUCGUCUUCAAAGGAUACUUCAACAUCCCGCCCAUGGGCGAGGUCGAGCAGAUUGCCGUGAAGAGCUCAAACUUCAAAGAGUUCUGCCGCUUGUUCUACGAGAGUCCAGUGGUCUCCGGCUGCAUAGUCAACCUGCAGCUCGCGUUCCAGAAGCUGGCGCCCGUCUCGAAAUGA
Molecule: messenger RNA, 810 nt
Organism: Phytophthora sojae
Lineage: Eukaryota; Oomycota; Peronosporomycetes; Peronosporales; Peronosporaceae
Exons: 5
Coding region: 1-810 (269 amino acids)
Source: RefSeq, a predicted model, not a curated record